Messenger RNA from Aspergillus campestris IBT 28561, 228 nucleotides. RefSeq lists its product as uncharacterized. The transcript is spliced from 2 exons. The record is from RefSeq and is a predicted model, not a curated record. The coding region runs from base 1 to 228 and encodes 75 amino acids. Lineage: Eukaryota; Fungi; Ascomycota; Eurotiomycetes; Eurotiales; Aspergillaceae.
AUGCAGAUCUUCCCUGUCCUCGGUGCGAUCGCUGCCCUGGCCCUGGUGCCCACGGCUCUUGCUACGCCCGGCCGUCACCGUCCUCUCAUUAACCAUGGUGGCCUUCGUCUGAACACGACCACUCCGGCCAUCCCCACCUCCACUCCCAUCUACACGCCCACUUCGCCUCCCACCUUCAGCCCGACUCCCACCCCCUCCAGCCGUGCGGCCAAGCCCUGGUGGCGUUAA